GAGCAUGUCUCAGACUCAGCUAUAUAACUGAAAGUAUAAAGCUAACUCUGUCUCACUUUCAGAGGCCAUGGAAUGGUUCAGAUGCCCCAUCUCCUUUUCUGCAUUUUUAUUCCCCCUCUUUUUCUUUUUCUUUUUCUUUCUCAGUUCCUUCAUCUUUUUAUCUCCCUUCGACCAACAAAACCAUCUUCCCUUUUUACUUUCCACUAUCAAAGACGACAAUAACACUAAUAUAACAUCCCCACCGUUGCACCCACUUGAGCUUUUCCCUCAAUUAACCCCUGCAAACCACACUUACAUGCACAAUACCACCCUUCACAGUGGUGUUAUUAAGAAAUUGGCUAGUUUGGAGAAAAUAGAAGAAGGUUUAGCACAAGCACGUGCCUCAAUUCAGGAAUCUAUCCGAACAAGGAACUAUACUUCACCAAAUACAGAAACUUUUGUCCCCAAAGGUUCCAUUUAUCGGAAUCCCCAUGCUUUUCACCAGAGCCACAUAGAGAUGGUGAAGAGAUUGAAGAUAUGGGUAUACGAGGAAGGGGAGCAUCCAUUGGUGCACGAUGGGCCAGUAAACGACAUAUAUGCGAUUGAAGGUCAAUUUAUGGACGAAAUGGACAAUAAUGAUAAGUGGAGCCAAUUCAGGGCAAGAGAUCCUCAUGAGGCACACCUUUUUUUCCUUCCCUUCACCAUUGCCAAUGUGGUUCACUAUGUUUACAAACCUAUCCUCAACCAUUCUGACUAUGCACCUCUCCGUUUGCAACGCUUGGUUCAAGACUAUAUUGCUGUUAUUCAACAUAAGUAUCCCUAUUGGAACACAAGCAAAGGUGCUGAUCAUUUUUUGCUUUCGUGUCAUGAUUGGGCUCCAAAAGUUUCGACCGGCAACCCCGAACUCUUCCAAAGUUUUAUUAGGGCACUUUGCAAUGCUAACACCUCCGAAGGAUUCAAUCCAAAUAGAGAUGUGUCUAUUCCAGAAGUGUACUUGCCUGUUGGAAAGUUAGGCCCUCCUAGUCUAGGCCAACACCCAAACAAACGCACUAUAUUGGCAUUUUUUGCGGGUGGAAUCCAUGGUGAAAUUCGAAAAUUCCUUCUUAAACAUUGGAAGCAUAAAGACAAUGAUGUUCAAGUUCAUGAGUAUCUUCCAAAGGGUCAAAACUACACAAAACUAAUGGGACAAAGCAAGUUUUGCUUGUGCCCUAGUGGGCACGAAGUUGCAAGUCCUAGAGUGGUGGAAGCAAUUCAUGCAGGCUGUGUGCCCGUCAUAAUUUGUCAUAAUUAUUCUUUACCCUUUAGUGAUGUGCUGAAUUGGAGUAAAUUCUCGGUGGAGAUUUCAGUGGAGAAAAUACCGGAAAUCAAAGGUAUAUUACAAAGUAUUUCAAGGAAUAAGUACUUGAGAUUACACAUGAAUGUGUUAAGAGUUAAGAGACAUUUUAUGAUUAAUAGGCCAGCAAAACCAUUCGACAUGAUGCAUAUGAUUCUUCACUCAAUUUGGCUGAGAAGGCUAAACAUUAAGUUGAUUGCUUGAUAAUCAAAAACCAUUUCCAUACUUUACACUUUCAAUUUCUACAAGUGAAUUUAAGCUACCUUGACUUCUUUGUAAUUAGUAAUUACCUGAUCAAAAUAGAAAUAUAUUACAUCCUAGUUAUCUUAUAUAUAUUGUAUAGAAUUAAGGUU
Molecule: messenger RNA, 1665 nt
Organism: Cajanus cajan (pigeon pea)
Lineage: Eukaryota; Viridiplantae; Streptophyta; Magnoliopsida; Fabales; Fabaceae
Product: putative glycosyltransferase At3g42180
Molecular function (GO): glycosyltransferase activity
Source: RefSeq, a predicted model, not a curated record